GAGAGAAUGCAGGUUUUAAGACACCGGCAUUGGCUUCACUUGUCAGAUCUGGAGGUUGCUGCCAGAUCCAAACGGUGUCGCAUGUGUGACAUUUCUUUGGAUUUGCACUUGUUUUUGAAGUUUCGUCAUCUGCAGUCAUCACUCUUAUUUGUUCGCCCAUAGCAACCGUUUACCUGCAAUGCUAGCAGAGACGGGAUAAAACCUUGCAGCACUUCACGCAAAAUUCAAAUUGAAGAGCUGCACUAGCUCUGCUGGCGGGUGAUGGAAAACACGUAAGGAACUGUGCGCCGCUUGUUACCGCUUGCUAUCAAAUAAUAGUCAAUAAGGACUUUGAUCGUGGUGCUGCCGCAAAGACUGGUGGGAUGGCAUUAUCUCAUUUAAUUUGGUAAAGGAUGAUCCAGUGUAUCCUAUGCUAAAGGAGAUUAUAAAAAGGAAGCAUUGAAGCAACUUUCCUUAGCAUUUAAAGAAUUCUACCAGCUGUUAUCAGGGCUGCCACUUUGAUACGUCUGGGUCAUUUCACUCAGUUAAGAAUCUUCCCGAACAAAAAAGACUGUUCGACCUUUCCAUCAGUGAGCCAUAGGCUCAAUCACCAUUGUAUUACCUCAUUCGGCGAUGGAUAGUGACCUAACUGACAUAUAUUUAAACAAAAAGCUUUAUCUCAAUUGCAGAAGAAACUUAAACCCAAAUCCACCUCUGUUGCAGGAGGAGCAGAGUUCGAAGACAUUAAGCAAUCUGCAUUAACAGCUCCAAUUUUUGUAGAACAUUAUUGCUAAACCCAUUUGGAAAUCCAAUCUUUGCUUUGUUUCUGUGUGGAUUCAUGGACAAUGGAAUGACCCAGGCGGGUUAGAUGGACUUGGAGCAAGAGCCAAGGAGGCCAAGGAGGUCUCGAUCGUCGACAUGCCAAUUAGCAGCUCUUUUCCAGGAAGGAGUGGGCCUGCAGCAUCACAUAAGAAUGUGUCCCCCAGCGCAGUCUUCAAUGGCCUUCUUCAGAUUCAUAGAGGAUCUGUAACCACACAUGGCAUAGCUGAAGAAUUAUGGUUUGUUUGGACUUUACAGUGAAGUAGGACACAUCUUCUGUCCAGCAGUUCAGCUUUUGAAAUUUUCAUUUCAAAAGCUGAACUGAUCUUUUAAUAUGUGAUCACUGAAAGAAGUUGUGUCUUUUAGAAUUAAAAACAUAUAUAUGAAUAAGCUUUGUCCUGGAGUUUGGUUUGGAUUGCUUAAUUCUCGUUUUCAUAGAUUUUGUCAAGAUGUCUUUAUUAUUAAUAAUAAUUCCUAUUAAUUUUAAUGACAUAAUAUAGUCUUUCUGGCGCGUCACGUGACUAGGAGCGCGACUAUCUGCCCAUGUACAGUACGCAGCUACGGAAGCCUUAGGAGUUCACGCAACUAGCGAGCUAGCUUCCUGAAAAAUGGCCAGCUGGGGAAGGCUCAACGCCGUCUUGAGGAACGCUUUGAGGAGCCCUCGGUCUCUGAAAAGUUCAGCACUGCGCCGAGCUGUCGGACCCGGUAUUCUGGGGUCAGUUAUCGGAACUGGGGUUAUCUGUUAUUACCAGUAUCAUGCGAACAACAGGACCCUGCCCUUCGCCGUUCAUGCUGAGGUUCCAAAAGAAGCUGCUGCAGCUCCCAGGCCGUCCGCCAGAAAGAUCCGUUUCGACCAGUUCGCCUCGGUGGUCUACGAACAGGAGCCCUACAUGACCCCGAGAGACUUCCUGUUCUCGGUGAUGUUGGAGAAUGUUGACCGAAAGCUGCAGAAGAGGAAUUUAACAGCAAAAGACGUUGAAAGCAUGCUGGGGGCUGCCUCUAAAGCUCGGGCCGGUAACGAGCUGUUCAGAAUCAUCGGCGACAACGGUUUGAUAUCCUACACGGAGUACCUGUUCCUGCUGACCAUCCUGACCAAGCCGCACACAGGAUUUCACAUAGCUUUCAAGAUGCUAGAUAUUGACGGCAACGAGCACGUGGACCAAAAGGAAUUCCUCAAGCUGAAGAAUAUCAUUGGGAAAAGUAAAAUGAGAGUCCCUAAGGACAGCACAGAGAAACCAGCGGAGGAAGUGGAAAGCGCCAACACUACUCUGCAGGCCUACUUCUUCGGCAAGAGAGGAGAAAACAAGUUGCAGUAUCGGGAGUUCUGCAGGUUCAUGGAGGACCUGCAGGCUGAAGUUCAGGAGAUGGAGUUCCUGCAGUUCUCCAGAGGUAUGGACACCAUGCGAAGAGAGGACUUCGCCGAGUGGCUGCUCCACUACACCAACGAAGAAGACAACGAAAUCUACUGGCAAAACAUCAGGAGGAGGAUCCCUGCCGGCCAGAGUAUCACAUUUGAUGAGUUCAAAGCCUUCUGCCUCUUCAGUAACAACCUGGAGGAUUUUGCCUUUUCCGUGAAACUGGUGACUGGAGCCAACCGUCCUGUUGGAAUGGCCCAGUUCAAACGAGCCGUGAGGAUUGCCACAGGCCACGAUCUGUCCGAGAGCGUGCUGGACACGGUGUUCAAACUGUUCGAUAUGGACGGAGACAACUGCCUGAGCCACAAGGAGUUCAUGGGUGUGAUGAAAGACAGAGUGCUGCGAGGUCUGAGGGUGCAGCAUCAGAGCGGCCUGUCUGGCUACUGGAGAUGCGUGAAGCGAGAGACCCUGAAAGCAGCCCAGGAGGCCCUUGGGGGGAACACCGGGUGCCCCUUCUGAACCGCCGCGGUGCUCCACGUCAGACUCGACGGUCACUCAUAACCACUGCUCACUUUUGUAGCGUAUAACCACGUCAGGAAACAAAAGGAUUUACACCACUAUCUUGUGUAGAAAUGAUACGUGUACAGAUCAACAAUCUAUUGUCGGAUGUUAGCUUUAGAACGGGUUCUAGUUGUUUACAAUAAAGGAAAUGUAUUGUUUGGUGCAGUGAACUGGUCUUAGUACCUAAUCAAGUCGUGCAUUUUAUAUUGAGUGCCUCAUCGCUUUUAAAUGACUUUUGCAGUCGACACACUUCCACUUCAAGCAGUGUCUAGAACAUUCAGUUCCUUUUGGUUCAAGGGCUUGGUGCUGAUUCAGUGGACAAUAUGCUUUUAAAGGGUUGAUGGGUUUCACAUUUGUCAAAAUAUUUAUCAAAUAAAGUUUCAUGAAAACGCC
Messenger RNA from Anarrhichthys ocellatus (wolf-eel), 3107 nucleotides. It is a transcript of the gene micu2, whose product is annotated as mitochondrial calcium uptake 2. Bases 1407 to 2672 code for a protein of 421 amino acids. Gene Ontology annotation, biological process: calcium import into the mitochondrion; mitochondrial calcium ion homeostasis. Lineage: Eukaryota; Metazoa; Chordata; Actinopteri; Perciformes; Anarhichadidae. Gene Ontology annotation, molecular function: calcium ion binding. The record is from RefSeq and is a predicted model, not a curated record. The transcript is spliced from 12 exons. Gene Ontology annotation, cellular component: uniplex complex.